AAGAAAGAAUCUGCAUUUGAUCGAAAGCUUUCAUCGUCGUCUGCACCAAGAACACCACCUCCUCCUCUUCCGAUUCGGCUCUCCGCUCCCCGUCGGAAGCUUCUUCGGAUUGCGAAAACCGGAGGCGAUCGCUCGCCCGCUCGCUCGCCGGCAAACAUGAGAGGCAAAGCGAUCAGGCAGAGCUGGAGCUCCAAGUCGAAGCUGGGGUUGCCUGUGGUCUUCUUCACUUGCUCCUUCUUCUUCCUCGCCGGAUUCUACGGCUCCUCUCUUCUUCCUCAGGAUGCGUCUGGAGUAAGAACAAGGGCGAGAGUUCUCGGAUCGGUCAGGGACGAGAGAGACUAUGCGCCGUUGCUGUGUGGAGAGACCGGGGAUGAUUCGUUCGUUUCGAUUCCUUUCCAGGUGUUGAGCUGGGGACCUCGUGCUCUCUACUUUCCUAAUUUUGCGACAGCAGAACAAUGCCAACUCAUAAUAAAAAUGGCAAAGGGAAGUCUCACACCUUCAACCGUGGCGUUGAGAAAGGGAGAAACAGCACAGAACACGAAGGGCAUUAGAACAAGUUCUGGCAUGUUCAUAAGUGCUUCUGAAGACAAAACUGGAACCUUGGACAUUAUUGAAGAGAAAAUUGCAAGAGUGACGAUGCUUCCAAGGGAACAUGGAGAGGCAUUCAAUGUGUUACACUACGAGAUUGGGCAGAAAUAUAAUUCUCACUAUGAUGCAUUCAAUCCCGCUCAAUAUGGCCCACAAAAAAGCGAGAGGGUUGCCUCUUUUUUGCUGUACUUAUCUGACGUUGAAGAGGGGGGAGAAACUAUGUUCCCUUUUGAGAAUGGUAGGAAUAUGGAUGGGACCUAUGAUUUUAAAAAAUGUGUAGGACUGAAGGUGAAACCACAGCAGGGUGACGGACUUCUCUUCUAUUCCUUAUUACCAAAUGGUACAAUUGAUCCUACCUCACUUCACGGGAGCUGUCCUGUGAUCAAAGGGGAGAAAUGGGUGGCAACAAAGUGGAUUAGAGACCAAGGGAGAUGAUUAAUCGUCCGUAGUGCGUCACUAACCACCGUGAGACUAUGCACGAGUUUGCGAUAUCGAGCAUAGGCAUGUACUCAUUAUUUAAUUAGUCUCAAGUGGCUUUUUGAUUUAAUAAAUGCCUCUUCUUUAUGAACAGUACCAUUACUGUCAUAUUAGCAUUUUGUCUGUCAAUAUUUACAGAUGAUCCCAUCUCAAAGAGAAAGUUUCACUGAUAAUACGAAGAU
Molecule: messenger RNA, 1247 nt
Organism: Syzygium oleosum
Lineage: Eukaryota; Viridiplantae; Streptophyta; Magnoliopsida; Myrtales; Myrtaceae
Product: probable prolyl 4-hydroxylase 9
Exons: 8
Coding region: 157-1023 (288 amino acids)
Biological process (GO): peptidyl-proline hydroxylation to 4-hydroxy-L-proline
Cellular component (GO): endoplasmic reticulum
Molecular function (GO): L-ascorbic acid binding; procollagen-proline 4-dioxygenase activity; iron ion binding
Source: RefSeq, a predicted model, not a curated record